AAACAGCAGAGCCAUUUGCUUAGCAUCACUCAGAGAGGGGGAGGUGCUUUAAAAGAGAGGAGAGAGAGGUAUAGUUAGUGUGUCCUUGUCUUCCCCCAGCAACCAGAGGGAAAAAGAGGGUUAGAGCAAAGAAGCCCUUCAUCUGAAACGUAUUAAACUUCUGGAAAGGAACUGUCCCACAGCCUGACAGGCGUUCUGGCUGCUCUGACCUCACAGAAACACAGAGUAGCUAGUUUUUACUGACAGCAGAAAGAGACAGACCAAGAGAGAGACCAAGAGAGAGAGGGCAUCUAGAAGCAGCUCUCUGAGGACGGAUUCCCUGUUCUGGCCUAACGUCAAAGUUUUUGCAGCCUGAGGGAAGAGCCGCGUCUCUCCCAGCUUCACCAGGAGCCAGAGCGGUAUCUCUACAAAAUAGCGAAUACCCGAGCCAGAGCUACAGAGCGGAGCUACAGAGCGGAGCUACAGAGCAGAGCUACAGAGCAGAGCUACCGCAACAUACCGUGGACAUCGCUGCCAUACAGUAACAAUCAGGACUGUCCUCUUAAAAGAAAAGAAGAGCCAGGUUGACCUAAACGCAGGAAACACCUAACAACGCCACCAGGAUCACCUCAGGAAAAAACACAGGGACAGACACACGCAGCACACCUCCUCCCACACACACAACCCCCCCCACUCGGACAACUCCAGGGACUCCAGAGCUACCUCACCUUCCUCCUUUCAGACAAGCUCCCCUUAGAAGGACAACGGUCGUCGAGUCAGCCAAACGAGUGGCCAAUCAGGAUGUCUCGCUGGGGCCGUAAGAACGUGAAGAAGGCUCCAGAAGUGAUCCGCACGGUGACGGAGGGGCUGAAGUCUCUGUAUCGGCAGAAGCUCCUCCCCCUGGAGCAGUACUACGGUUUCCAUGACUUCCACUCCCCCUCCUUGGAAGAUGCAGAUUUUGACAACAAGCCCAUGGUUCUGGUAGUGGGCCAGUACUCCACUGGGAAGACCACCUUUAUUAAAUAUCUGUUAGAACAAGAAAUCCCUGGCAGCAGAAUUGGACCAGAACCCACCACUGACUGCUUCACGGCCAUCAUGCACGGGGAGGUGGAGGGCGUGAUUCCUGGCAACGCGCUCAUCGUGGAUCCCAAAAAACCCUUCCGGAAGCUCAACCCCUUCGGCAACACCUUCCUCAACAGGUUCCAGUGUGCUCAGAUGCCCAAUCAGGUCCUGGAGAGCAUCAGCAUCAUCGACACCCCAGGGAUCCUGUCGGGAGCCAAGCAGAGGGUGAGCCGAGGUGAGAAGAGCAUGGCUCGGAAGUGGACGGGGCAAGGCUAUGACUUCCCAGCGGUGCUUCGUUGGUUUGCGGAGCGCGUUGACCGCAUCAUCCUCCUGUUCGACGCCCACAAGCUGGAGAUCAGCGACGAGUUCUCCGAGGCCAUCGGUGCGCUGCGCGGCAAUGAGGACAAGCUGCGGGUGGUGCUGAACAAGGCAGACAUGGUCGGGACACAACAGCUGAUGAGGAUCUAUGGGGCUCUGAUGUGGUCGCUGGGCAAGGUGUUCAACACACCAGAGGUGGUGAGGGUUUACAUCGGGUCAUUCUGGUCUGAGCCGCUGCUGGUCCCAGACAACCGCCAUCUGUUUGAGCUUGAGGAGGAGGAUCUGUUCAACGACAUCCAGAACCUUCCGCACAACGCCGCCCUGAGGAAACUCAACGACCUCGUGAAGAGGGCACGACUGGUCAGGGUGCAUGCCCAUAUCAUCAGCUACUUGAAGAAGGAGAUGCCCACCUUCAGGAAGGACAACAAGAAGAAGAACCUGAUCUACCAACUUCCUGUCAUCUUCUCCAAGAUCCAGCUGCAGCACAACAUCUCUGCAGGGGACUUCCCUGACUGUGCCAAGAUGCAGGAGCAGCUGUUAGUCCAUGACUUCACUAAGUUCAAGUCCAUGAAGCCGUCCCUGAUGGCCGCUCUGGACGAACUUCUGGCAUCCGACAUCGCAAAGCUGAUGCCCCUGCUGCGCCAGGAGGAGAUAGAGGCGGGGGUACAGCCGGGGGUGCAGGGUGGGGCCUUCCUGGGGACCCGAGCCGGGCCCUUCGUGGAGAACGACCCCUUUGGAGAGGAGGAAAUGGAAGGUGAGGAGGGUGAGGAGGCGGGCGAGAUGGCCUGGGUGGUGACCAAGGACAAGCCCAAAUACGACGAGAUCUUCUACAACCUGGCGCCCAACGAGGGCAAGCUGAGCGGCACCAAGGCCAAGGACUGGAUGGUGAGCACCCGGCUGCCCAACUCCGUCCUGGGGAGGAUCUGGAAGCUGUCGGAUGUGGACCGAGAUGGCAUGUUGGAUGACGAGGAGUUUGCCUUGGCCAGCCACCUGAUCGAGGUGAAGCUAGAGGGGCAUGGUCUCCCCCCAGAGCUGCCAGCCCGUCUGGUGCCCCCCUCCAAGCGCAGGCAGAAAGGAUCUGAUAUCUAGGAGACUAUUACAACACACCACAUGCACCGCUACUGCCCCCCCCCCACAUCUUCUCCCUGUUCCUCUUUGUCCAUUAUUUUGUAACCUUAAUCCCUACAUUGUCCACUCUAAAGUUGUCUCCUCAUCCCUUGACUUGUCUCUCUAUGUUCUUUCUAACUUCCUGUUUACUCCCAAUUGCCUCUUAAUAGUCUGCUGUGGCUUCCUUUUGCCCUUUCCUUGUCCUGUCCUGUUUCCUUUAUUAAUUCGUAAAGGACAACAUUUUCUGGUGCUCUUUCAUGUUAUUUGUAUUACAGGACAGUACAGGGGAGUAGAGGGACAGUGAACUGGUUAACUGGAGAGCAGAGUUGGGACCCCUGUGUCCAGGGGUUCAUGUGAAGUGUCCUCAUGUGACCAAUGUGUCUUCAAAUGAAUCGAGGAGAGGAAGCCACUUGCUUUUUAUUGAGAUGCACCCCAUGUUUGACUUCAUCUAUCUAAAUGUGUUUUGCUGAUGUGAAAAUAGGCCUACUCUGCUCUACUUUAUUCUACUACAGUAAUUUACUCUAGUAUACUCUGCUCUCUCCCAACAAACAAAAAGUAUUUACCGCGCAUUGUCAUAUUUUUAUAUUUGAUAUGCUUACGCCGACGUUGUUAUUCUAGAAAUUACUUGACAUUAUAAACCUUCGCUCUCCCACAACUUUCCAAUUAUUGCAUGAGUCUGACCACAAUGGCUGACAGUGUUCAGUACACACCUAUCUGAUCAUGCAGUGUUGACUACCUCCUGCAUAUCAUCUGCCUUGCAGAUAUUUAGCAGGGAGUGUCUGGAAAAGAAGACAGCACAAAACAAACACUAAUAUGCUAAAGUAGCUACGCCACACUCGUGUAUUUAAUAGACAGCUGUUGCCAUUAGCUUCUUAGCGGUAUGAAGCUGGUUUAUCUCUGUCUUCAGCAGACUGGCCCAACGACUAACAUUGCGGCACACUGAGAGCUGCAGCUUCACCUUCUCCCAUGGCAAUAAAAAAAAAAUAUUCUUUUAUUUACCCUUUUGUAAGCAUUGCUGUUGAUUUUGUAUGAACUGAACAAAGAAUUGCGUUUGUUUGAAAUGAAUGUCACAUGCUGUGAGAAAAACAUAGUCAACAAAAACAGGUUAAUUGGUUUUUAUGAUAUAUCUUACUGACUACUGUGUCCUCAAACAGCUAGCUUCACCUACUCGGCUGACAAAUGUUGUGCUAUUGUCAUUUCGUAAUAAACUGUCUGGACUGUG
Molecule: messenger RNA, 3688 nt
Organism: Esox lucius (northern pike)
Lineage: Eukaryota; Metazoa; Chordata; Actinopteri; Esociformes; Esocidae
Gene: ehd2b
Product: EH-domain containing 2b
Exons: 8
Coding region: 781-2448 (555 amino acids)
Biological process (GO): endocytosis; endosomal transport
Cellular component (GO): plasma membrane; cytoplasm
Molecular function (GO): calcium ion binding; protein binding; GTP binding
Source: RefSeq, a predicted model, not a curated record